AUGCCUUCAUUGAUGCGUUCCCUCUUUAUAGUUUCUGUCUCUGGUGUCAUCAUUUUUAUCGUCUUCUAUGUGUUCAAUUUUGGGGGUGAUCAAGGCUUCGAGAAACUAAAUACCUCAGAGACUUGGUUGCUGUCUCAAGUCUGCACAACCUUUCUCAAAGGGAAAACAUCUUUCCUGUGGAGGAACAAACUCAUGAUGUAUGAGAAAUCUUCUUGCAAGGAAUACUUGACCCAAAGCCACUAUAUCACUACCCCCUUAUCUAAAGAAGAAGCGGAAUUUCCUUUGGCAUAUGUCAUGGUCAUUCAUCACAAUUUUGAUACCUUUUCAAGGCUCUUCAGGGCUAUUUACAUGCCCCAAAAUGUCUACUGCGUUCACGUGGAUGAGAAGUCCACAGCUGAAUUUAAAGAUGCUGUGGAGCAAUUACUGAGCUGCUUCCCAAAUGCUUUCCUGGCUUCCAAGAUGGAGCCGGUUGUCUAUGGGGGGAUUUCCAGGCUCCAGGCUGACCUGAACUGCAUGAGAGACCUAGCAGCCUUGGAGGUUCCCUGGAAAUACGUGAUUAACACCUGUGGGCAAGAUUUCCCCCUGAAAACCAACAAGGAGAUAGUUCACUAUCUGAAAGGGUUUAAAGGGAAAAAUAUUACCCCAGGGGUGCUGCCCCCAGCUCACGCGAUUGGCAGGACUAAGUAUGUCCACCAAGAGCACCUGGGCAAAGAGCUUUCCUAUGUGAUCAGGACGACAGCGUUGAAGCCACCUCCUCCCCAUAAUCUCACCAUUUACUUUGGUUCUGCCUAUGUUGCUCUAUCAAGAGAGUUUACCAACUUUGUUCUCCAUGACCCACGGGCUAUCGAUUUGCUCCAGUGGUCCAAAGACACUUUCAGUCCUGAUGAACAUUUCUGGGUGACGCUCAAUAGGAUUCCAGGUAUGUGA
Messenger RNA from Orycteropus afer afer, 927 nucleotides. RefSeq names its product N-acetyllactosaminide beta-1,6-N-acetylglucosaminyl-transferase. NCBI's taxonomy places the organism in Eukaryota, Metazoa, Chordata, Mammalia, Tubulidentata, Orycteropodidae. Gene Ontology annotation, cellular component: membrane. Gene Ontology annotation, biological process: transforming growth factor beta receptor signaling pathway. The record is from RefSeq and is a predicted model, not a curated record. The transcript has a single exon. Gene Ontology annotation, molecular function: acetylglucosaminyltransferase activity. Bases 1 to 927 code for a protein of 308 amino acids.